This is a messenger RNA of Oryza brachyantha (malo sina), 1248 nucleotides long. Its product is annotated as ATP-dependent Clp protease proteolytic subunit-related protein 1, chloroplastic. The record is from RefSeq and is a predicted model, not a curated record. The coding region runs from base 103 to 1248 and encodes 381 amino acids. Gene Ontology annotation, molecular function: ATPase binding; serine-type endopeptidase activity; ATP-dependent peptidase activity. Gene Ontology annotation, biological process: protein quality control for misfolded or incompletely synthesized proteins. Lineage: Eukaryota; Viridiplantae; Streptophyta; Magnoliopsida; Poales; Poaceae. The transcript is spliced from 9 exons. Gene Ontology annotation, cellular component: endopeptidase Clp complex.
CAAAUUACGGCAAUAGAAGUGGUUACAGAGGAGAGAGCUAUCCGAAUCAGUCUGAGGCCACCAAUCCUCUUCCUCUUCCUCUCCGGCCGCCGGCUCCGGCUCAUGGCGCUCGCCUUGCGCUGCCCCGCCGUCUCCUCCCCGUCACCAGCCAGGAGCCCCUUCCCGCCCUCCUCCUCCCCGAGGCUCCCGAGGAGGCCGCCCGCCAUCUGCAGGUGCUACUACCACGGCGACGGCUUCCGCAAGAACUACGACCACAUCCCCAAGCAGUUCCGCGAGGAGAACCUCAAAGAUGGCCUGAUGGAUAAUUACAAGAAUGUUCCCCAAUUCCUUUAUGGCUUAAGCCCUGCUCAGAUUGAAAUGUUUAUGAAUGAUGACAACCCAUAUGAUAGGCAAUCACAGAGAGUUACAGAGGAAAGCAUUUCUGCUUCGAGGAGCUAUGAUGAAUUUGGCAUGUACAACUUGUCAGGUAUGCAUGAGGGCCCAGCAGGUUACAGCAUGGGUAUGGGAACGGGCAGCAUGAGCAUGGGCAGGGCAGGGCGAGGAUAUAGAAGAAUGAGAAGUUCAGCUCCAGAUCUGCCAUCAUUGCUAUUGGACUCUCGAAUUAUAUUCCUUGGAAUGCCUAUUGUUCCAGCAGUAACGGAGCUUAUCGCUGCGCAAUUUCUGUGGCUAGAUUAUGAUGACCGCACCAAGCCAAUUUACUUGUAUAUAAACUCUACGGGAACAAUGGAUGAAAACAAUGAGCUGGUUGCAUCUGAAACUGAUGCAUUUGCAAUUGCUGAUUUUAUCAACCGAAGCAAAUCCAAGGUCUACACAAUCAAUCUUAGCAUGGCAUAUGGUCAGGCUGCAAUGCUUCUGUCCCUUGGUGUCAAGGGUAAAAGAGGAGUGCUGCCAAAUUCAAUCACUAAACUGUACCUGCCUAAGGUCCACAAAUCUGGUGGAGCUGCCAUUGAUAUGUGGAUUAAGGCAAAAGAGUUAGACACAAACACGGAUUACUACCUUGAACUUUUGUCUAAAGGAGUUGGAAAACCAAAGGAAGAGCUCGCGGAAUUUCUCAAGGGUCCAAGGUACUUCCGUGCACAGGAGGCCAUCGAUUAUGGGCUUGCAGAUACAAUCUUGCACUCAUUGGAUGGUUCCUUCAAACCAAAGGAUCUGACCGCACAGCUGGCCAAAGCACAGGAGAUGCGGCAAUCAGGGAAGCGCCCAGCAGCUGGAGCUGGGCGAUGGUCAACUCCGAGCGUACCCAGAUAA